This is a messenger RNA of Benincasa hispida (wax gourd), 1644 nucleotides long. RefSeq names its product Pyridine nucleotide-disulfide oxidoreductase family protein. Gene Ontology annotation, biological process: photosynthesis; chlorophyll biosynthetic process. The record is from RefSeq and is a predicted model, not a curated record. Gene Ontology annotation, molecular function: oxidoreductase activity, acting on the CH-CH group of donors, NAD or NADP as acceptor. Lineage: Eukaryota; Viridiplantae; Streptophyta; Magnoliopsida; Cucurbitales; Cucurbitaceae. Gene Ontology annotation, cellular component: chloroplast thylakoid membrane.
ACUCCCACGGCCAUUACUCCUCCACUCCGAGCUUCACUCCCUGCUCGACUAAAUGGCCUCCGUUGCUCUCAAAUCCUUCACCGGCCUCCGCCAAUCCUCGACGGAGAAGCCCCAUUUCAUCACGCAAACCAAGGCCAACCCGAACCCCCAAUUUCGGCGCCGCUUCUAUGUCGCCGCUGCUAAAACGAGCCCUAAAAUCGCCGGCCGGAACCUCAGAGUCGCCGUGGUUGGCGGCGGUCCCGCUGGAGGAUCGGCAGCUGAAACUCUUGCCAGAGGCGGCGUUGAGACUUUCUUGUUCGAGAGGAAGCUCGACAACUGCAAGCCCUGCGGUGGUGCGAUUCCUCUGUGUAUGGUCGGCGAGUUCGAUCUUCCGUUGGACCUGAUUGACCGUCGUGUCACAAAGAUGAAGAUGAUCUCUCCGUCGAACGUCGCUGUGGAUAUUGGCCGAACCCUAAAACCUCACGAGUACAUUGGGAUGGUUCGGCGAGAGGUUCUGGAUGCGUAUCUUCGGAAUCGAGCUGCUGAAAAUGGGGCUAAUGUGAUUAACGGCUUGGUGAUGAAAUUGGAACUUCCAAAGGAACAAAAUGCACCGUAUGUCAUUCAUUACACUGCGUACGACGGGAAGAAAGGAGGCGUCGGAGAGAAGAUGACAUUGGAGGUCGACGCCGUGAUCGGUGCCGACGGAGCUAAUUCUCGAGUCGCCAAGGCCAUUGACGCCGGCGAUUACGAUUACGCCAUCGCAUUUCAGGAGAGAAUCAAAAUCCCAGAUGACAAAAUGGUGUACUACGAGAAUCUUGCAGAGAUGUACGUAGGUGACGACGUGUCGCCGGAUUUCUACGGGUGGGUUUUCCCGAAAUGCGACCAUGUCGCCGUUGGCACCGGUACAGUGACUCACAAGGCUGAUAUCAAGAAAUUUCAAAUAGCCACACGAAACAGAGCAAAGGACAAGAUCUUAGGAGGGAAGAUCAUCCGAGUUGAAGCACAUCCAAUCCCUGAACACCCUCGUCCACGGCGGCUGGCCGGGAGAGUGGCACUUGUGGGCGAUGCAGCUGGGUAUGUGACAAAAUGCUCCGGGGAGGGCAUAUAUUUUGCAGCGAAGAGUGGACGAAUGUGCGCAGAGGCGAUUGUCGAGGGAUCGGAGAAUGGGAAGAGAAUGGUGGAGGAAUCAGACCUGAGGAAGUACUUAGAGAAAUGGGAUAAAACUUACUGGCCAACUUAUAAGGUUCUGGAUGUGUUGCAGAAGGUGUUUUACAGGUCGAAUCCGGCGAGGGAGGCUUUUGUGGAGAUGUGCGCCGACGAGUAUGUGCAGAAGAUGACAUUUGACAGUUACUUGUACAAGAGAGUGGUGCCUGGGAAUCCAUUGGAGGACUUGAAAUUGGCUGUGAAUACCAUUGGGAGCUUGGUGAGAGCUAAUGCUUUGAAGAGGGAGAUGGAGAAAGUUAGUUUAUGAGAGAACUGUCUAAUUAAAAAGAAAACAUAAAUCUUUAGUUUCCUAAGGCAUCCAGAUAAUCAAUUCAAUCAUAUAGAUUUUGUAGAUGGGAUGUUUAAUGUUAAUGAAUUUUAACUUUCAUCACUUCACUUUUGUUAAAAAUUUCAACUUCAAAUCUGUGUUCCCAAUGAAAGAGACCACUGGUUUUUAUAUUA